UUUGGUGAGCCAGUGUCCCGCUUGUGGAGAGCAGGCGUGUGACAGCCACUGGCUGCAGGAUGUGUUUGCUUGCUUAGCAUUGGCUGUUGGCGGAGUUCCGUUUUUCUGUUUAUUUUUAGCCAUUGGUUCGAAUCGCAUUGCAGCGUGUGCGAGUCUAGAAGCCCGGAGAACAGUCCCAGCGGUUGAGAGACAGUGGUAUCGCCGAUUGCAGUGCAGGUCUGCGGCAAGCGAGCAGGCACGCGUGAGAGUACCGGAGGAAACAGCGUAGACUGAGUAGUACGGCGAGUUAAAGUAAAAAGCAGAAAUAGUUUUAGGAAGUUUCUGUUCCUACAACUGGGUUUGCGAAUCGCUCUUCGGGGUUAAUAUCCCCCGACACAGAGCCAUUACAUUUUAAGCACAAUUUUAGAGCGGUCCGGUGCCCUCAUCCCUUUACGGCUUUACAAAUGGCCAGUCCCGGUUUUGAUAUUGGGCAUCAUCAACACUCCGAGGCGACUCCUGAACCAGCAUUUCAAGAGGCACAGAAAUGGAUCGAGGCAGUCACAGGCAGGCGAUUUGGUGACAAGGACUUCCGGGCUGGCCUGGAGAACGGGAUCCUGUUGUGCGAGCUGCUGAGCUCUAUCAAGCCUGGUCUGGUGAAGAAAAUCAACAGACUUCCUACUCCCAUAGCAGGACUGGACAACCUGACCCUGUUCCUGCGAGGCUGUGAGGAGUUGGGACUGAAGGGAUCACAGCUGUUCGACCCCGGGGAUCUCCAGGACACGUCCAUACGCGCCAACCUCAAGGGCUCGGACUGCAGCAGGAAACUGAAGAAUGUUCUGAUCACCAUAUACUGGCUGGGGAAGGCUGCCAACAGCUGUGCGUCAUACAGCGGGCCCACGCUGGACCUGAAGGAGUUUGAGGGACUGCUGACGCAGAUGCGAAAGGAGGUGGAGGACGGCGAGAGCCCGAAGCGGAGCAUUCGGGACAGCGGCUACAUCGACUGCUGGGACUCGGAACGCAGCGACUCGCUCUCGCCCCCGCGCCACGGCCGGGACGACUCCUUCGACAGCCUGGACUCGUUCGGCUCCCGCUCACAGCAGACCCCCUCCCCCGACGUGGUCAUCCGCGGCAGCAGCGAUGGCCGCGGCAGCGACUCCGAGUCCGACGCCCCCCACAGGAAGCUUCCGGACAUGCGGAAGGACGACAUGCUCGCCCGCCGCACCUCCUGCAGCGAGCCGCGCACCGUGAUGCCCUUCAACCAGUACCUGCCCAAUAAGAGCAACCAGAGCGCCUAUGUGCCUGCCCCCUUGCGCAAGAAGAGGGUGGAGCAUCAGGAGGAGUGCCGGAAAAGCUGGAGCACGGCCACCUCCCCCAUAGGAGGAGACAGACCCUUCAGUGUGAAUGAGUCCCCCCGUACCGCCGUCCGAAAAGAUAACCGGCUCCCGCGGACCGCGGGGCCGGCCGAUGAAGAGGACGGUGAGGAAUGGCACGAUCUGGCCCGAAGGAAAGCACAAAACAGCCCCCUGCCACGCGGUGACACCUUAUUGGCUUUCGCCCAGACUCCCACGAUGCACUCCGACUCGGAGGAGCGGGGGCGGACCAGGACGACCUCUGAACCCAGCAGUAGCUUGGGCUUCUCGAGCUCGCUGGAACUGUACCGGGGGCUGUCGACGACCGGCAGCGCGGCAACCUCCAUCGUCAUGACGAGCCCCGUUGCUACCGCCCCGGGGAACUGGACGGACAGACCCAGGAAACCCCCCCUGGUGAUGGACAGGGAGGAGGCGGGCCACGGCAGGGAUCCGGCUUCCCGCGCGGCGGAAUCGCGGAGAGAUGACGUGAAGAUGACUCGCCACACUCUCAACUCGCCCAAGCACGCCAGCCUGAGCCCCACCCACUUCCUGCCUGCGCCCGCCGUCCAGCAGGGCAGGCCAGGGAAGGUCGAAGGCGAGGGGGUCAGAUCCCGGCCGCGUAGACCGUCCUGGUUAGAUGAUGAUCAAGCCCCAAUAUUCAGCCACAGAUCUAGUGUUUCAGAUGACCACGAAAGUGUGAGCAUGAUUGACGUGCGAUAUGAGGAAGAGGGUAUCCAGCACCCCCACAGCCAGGCUCGCCACGAGCUCAUGCACAACCAGUACAACCGACUGCGCGAGGAGGAGGACCACUGGCAGGAUGACCUGGCGCGUUGGAAGAACAGGCGACGGAGCAUCUCUCAGGACCUGAUAAAGAAGGAGGAAGAGAGGAAGACGAUGGAGAGGCUGUUGAGCAACGAUGAGAGCACGUCCCAGAGGAGGAAGAGCAUCAAGACCUACAGGGAGAUUGUGGAGGAAAAGGAGCGCCGCGAGAGGGAGCUGCACGAGGCGUACCGGAAGGCGCGCACCCCGGAGGAGGCGGCGGCCGUCCUGCAGCGCUACGCCCAGCGCUUCACCAUCAGCGAGGCCGUGCUGGAGCGCCUCCACCUGCCCAAGCUCCUGGACCGGAGCGUGUCCGUCGACCCCGGGGCCCCGCCCCACCGUGCCUCCUCCGCCUCCCCCACCAGGGAGCCCAGCGCCAUGAAGUACCUGAGGCAGCAGUCGCUCCCCGCGCCCAAGUUCACCUCCACGGUGGAGGCCAUGGUGGGGCUGCCCCAGUCCCCUGCCCGGGCCCAGAACCAGAACCAGAACCAGGCCAGGUCCCCCGAGCGCUCCCCCAACCGCACCCUCCCCACCAAGGCAGUGCCUUUGCUCACCCCCAAACCUUACAGCCAGCCAAGGAACUCGUUUUCAGCCUCCAAGCCAGUCCAGGUGGACAGUAUGGUGCCUGUGAACGGAGAGACCGAUGACGUGUUCGCCCCUGCGGAGGACAGCGAGGAGGCGGAGAAGGAAGGCGGAGACUACCUGACGGGGUUCCUCCCCUCGCCCGCCCAGACGGCGACCCGCGAGAGCGCGACCAAAGUCUCCGCCCCCUCCACCCCAGCUUCCGGUAGUCCCAGGAAGGAGGCGGGGCUGGAGGCGGAGCCAGAGGCAGUCCCAGGGGAUGGCGACGCCCAUCAGAGCUCUUGCGAACCGCUCAACACAGCGCCCUCCGUCUCUCCUGACCCACCCGCGGAGGCGCCUGAGGACAUGCAGCGGGAAGAAGACACGCCCACCCAGCCCACAUCCCUCCCCACGGAGCUGCAGAGGGAGGGCGUGGUUCGCGAGGGGGAAGCUGAGGUCGGCCUCUUAGAUGCGCCGGAUGGAACAGCCGGAAGAGAGGGCACUGACCAGCCCUGCCUCUCAAAAGAGGUCCAGCAUGUUAAAGAGCAGGUCCCCUCCUUGGCGAGCUCCGUAGCGACGGAUCAGAACGCCGUUGCCGCCGGCCCCGCCCCAGCGGAGCUCCCCGUGACGGACGGUCACCAGCACGCGAACACACCUACCGCGACACAGGUCAGUGACCGCCCCCUUGAGUCGGCGCAAGGCACCAGAGAUAACCUGCUCCCAGCUCACACGCCGCCGCCCAACCCACCUCAGGGACCACUUAACGCUGGUGUGGAGUUGGACAGUGCUAAGGCUAAGCCUCAGAUCCUGGUCCCAGUGUUGAAUUUGCCUAAGCGGUCCGACCACUUUUCUUGGGACCCGAACGAGGAGCGCAGGCGUCAGGAGAGGUGGCAGCAGGAGCAGGAUCGCAUGCUUCAGGAGAAGUACCGGCGGGAGCAGGAGAAGCUGAAGCAGGAGUGGGAGCGGGCGCAGAGGGAGGUGGAAGAGGAGGAGCGCAAGUACCACGAGGAGGAGCAGAAGAUCCUUGAGGAGACGGUGGCCCCCCUGACCCCUCGCUCGUCCGCCCUGUCCUCCCCCAACUGUGCGGAGAAGCCGCCCCUUGCGGGACCCCAGGACACCAUCGUCCGCUCGCUGGCCGACUGGGAGCGCAAGCAGGAGCUGCUGGAGAGGCAGGCGAGAGGGGUGGACGGAGAGAGGGAAGAGCAAAGAGAACACCCAGACUGGAAUGAAGCAGUCAGUGGACAGUCGACCGCGGCAACGAAGGACUGCAGGUUCACGGAGAGCUCACAGUCCCUGAACUACGGACAGACAGAAGCAAUCCCACCAGCUCAGCAGAACGGCCAAAGAUCACCCACCGCACCCCAGCUGCAGUUCCUCCCUGGUGAGACUGCACCCCUGACGGCCCCGUCAUGGAACAGCAGACAGACCGAGCAGCAGGGGGAGGAAGAGGUCUGGAGGAAGACCGCUUCACUGGACCGCAAUUGGAACACUCCACAGACUCAACCUGGGGGGAUGAAGAGGUCUGGUUCCUAUGAGAACUUAGGGACAAACUCAUCCCCGUCAUCUUCAUGCUCAUCUGAUGUCCAACCCCAGUCCCCCAACAGGUCCGUCAGUGGGAAAAAGCUUUGCUCCAGUUGUGGCCACCCUUUGGGCAAAGGGGCUGCGAUGAUUAUCGAAACCCUGAGCCUCUACUUCCACAUCCAGUGUUUCAAGUGUGGAAUCUGUAAAGGACAGUUAGGUGACACCAGCACCGGUACAGAUGUGAGAAUUCGUAGCGGCCUCCUCAACUGUCACCAGUGCUACAUCAGAUCUCGCUCUGCUGGCCAGCCCACCACGUUGUGAAGAAACUUGGCCUUUGAACAGUGCGAGGAUUUAAGAUACUGUCCGCUCCUUUGCCGCUGUUUGUCUGGACAAUCGCAAGUUGGAUUGGAGGGAUGGUUCCAGUCUGAAAAUGAUAUUUGAAUUAAAUUGUGAGAAAUAAUUAUGGCGACCAAAUAGAUUGGAUCCCAACAAGCAGAGGAAGUCGUGCCCUGUGGUAACUGUUGCAAGGUAUAGCACAACCGAAUUAACUACGUUUCCGGCUUGUUCGCCAAAUAUACGUUUCCUGUUCUGCUGGUUUUAUAUUUCGUUCCAGAAUCAUACAUUAUAUUGUUCCCUAUGCCUACACCUAAAGCAAUAUUGGAACCUGCGCAAAUGCCGUAGCUGAUCAGAAAUAUUAAAACUUUGGAAAGGAAGGCAGUCGCUGUAGGCCUAUUAAAAAUUGUGUAAUGGCAUUAACACUAAUCAGUGAAGUUAAUUUAUAGUAAGGAUUAUGGAGAUCCCUUUAAAAAACAAUAAAGUGGACCUUCUUUAUAAUCCCCUAGAUUUUGUAUUUUGACUUAGAACAGCUAAAUUUUAACUGAGAUUUCAGUAAAUUAAGUAAAAUCCGGAUCCGCCUCCCAAAAUUUCGCCUAAUUUAUUAUGCGAGCUGCAACCGAAGAUAGUCAUUUUAAAGGGAACACUUGCCUGUAACCUAUAGUUCAAUAAAUAAAAUAGCUAAACAUAUUUUCGAAAAUAAAAAAAAUGUAGUUUUAAUUUUGUCCUUUAUCAUUGUAAUAUAUUCAUUUUUACUGCUGGAUGAAAACAGGAAAAAUGGGGUGUUGUGCUAGUAAUGCCUUAAUCGUAAAGCUGCGUUUGUAGCCUAACUGCAGAUGUGAUAAUUAAGGCAUGUUACGCGUUUUUUUUACCAUUUGCCUGUUCCGGAAUUCGAGAACUUCAAUGUUCUUCACAGGCUGUGUUGAAUUAAAUAAGAACCUUUUGAUGAGGUUAAUCCAAUUAAGUUCCACUUAUGUAAAUUUGUUUGAGAUACCCGGUUCAUUAUUUAAUCUGCCUUAAUAUAUUAAGUAUAUAGUUAAGGCAGCUUGAACAGAGUUGUUGUUGUUUUAAGAAAAUUGAGAUAUUAAAUUCAUGGUUUUACGUGUCAAACGUAGUCUAAGCUUUUCUUAUGUUUUCUUUUUCGCUCCGGCAAUUGAGUCGGAUGGUAAAUUAGCCUACAUACUGGCUAUAAUUGAUCUUAGCCGAUAAAAAAGAUGUGCAUGUACGCUGGAUUCUCUCACAGAGACCCUGCUCGCAAUAGUUUCAUUAAGCAAAGUCGUUUUUCAUAAAUAUUUCGUUACCUUUAGUGUUAGAGAUUUGGUCUCCAAAUGUCAUUACAUUGCACACGUGCCUUAGGAAUACCAGUGAUUGCACACUUGGUGGAAUGUUGGCGCUUACGUUUAAAUCCAAAGAUGAAUUAUAUUGAUUAGGACUCGUAAGUGAGCAGGAUAUUCAUUUUCAUUGUAAAUGUAACGCCAUGGAGACAAUGAGACAAUAACUACAGUCCUCUGGAGUUGGAGCGCUGUGGCAAUACACAGCCCGUGGCUUUCUUUCCGACACACUCUUGACAGUUUUCCAACAAGAAUAGGAUGUGACGCUCUCCGUCGGCACCUUAAAGCAAUAUAUUAAUACACUGAUAUUACGCAUAGGCUACAUAAUUUGCAUUCGCAUACACCAUGUGUUUGUUCCCUCUUGAUAAUGUGUGGGAUUCGAAUACACUAUUACAGUAGCUAUAUUUCAGGUCUCCACGAAGGCUUGUUCCGUAUUUAUUUUGGAAAUAAUAAACAUGACUCUUUAUUUGGUUGAAUUUCAUGAUUCUGUGAAAAUCGAAUUCCGCACUCCAGUUCAACCGACGUGCUGCAGUUCCGUAGUUGCCAGCUUAGCUGCAUCUCAUUGGAUUUUCCUUCUGAAUCCAAAUAAACACCAGACCUUCUCCCUGCAUAUAUUCUCAAAAGUAUCUGUACGUAGCGUACACUUUUUAUUUUCGAGUAUGAUAUUAUCAUCCCACCUCUUCACAGCUUAGCAAAUAGCGAUUAUUUUGAGGAAUACGUAGUAGUUAUUACGCACUCGUCCCGUCUGCAUUAUUUUUUUGUCCUACAUAUUUUAAGCUUCAGUUCUGAUUAUGUUUUGUUAUGUUUAUUUAGGUAGGAUUAAAGUGUAACUGAUACCUGGAGAGAGGCAGUAUAGUCCCGGUGUAAUGUUAUCUGGGAUGGGAUAUACUUAUAUGGUGAAAAUGGAAACGAUUCGUGCGAUUAAACUCUGUAUUUAUUGUGAUAUCCAUCUGAAAACACAGAGAAUAGAAAUGUUGAAAUGCAAAUGGCUUUUAUAGCAAAUGUAUGUUUAUAAAUAAAAUGUUUAAACAUA
Messenger RNA from Anguilla anguilla (European eel), 6926 nucleotides. RefSeq names its product LIM and calponin homology domains-containing protein 1-like. Gene Ontology annotation, biological process: positive regulation of stress fiber assembly; actomyosin structure organization; regulation of focal adhesion assembly. The transcript is spliced from 29 exons. Gene Ontology annotation, cellular component: stress fiber. Lineage: Eukaryota; Metazoa; Chordata; Actinopteri; Anguilliformes; Anguillidae. The coding region runs from base 444 to 4550 and encodes 1368 amino acids. The record is from RefSeq and is a predicted model, not a curated record. Gene Ontology annotation, molecular function: myosin II head/neck binding; actin binding.